AUGGCCUAUUUUGUACCUUGGUCGCGAAGGAGAAAAUCUGUGUUAACACUCAAAGCAGCGAUCCACAUUUCCUGUAUCAAAAUCAUAAUUAAAGACCUUACUGGAACUGAUGUUCUGCUGGACUUCAAAAGUCCAAAUGGAAAGGAAGAAGACAAAUACAAGUACCAUGUUUUACGUCGUUCAAUCGCACUUGUAACUAUGAAUUUAAUUACUUUGUGGCGUAACAUAUUUGAAAUGUAUUCGUUUGUACAUGUGUCUGUGUGUGUACGUAUAUGCGUGCUCCAUGGACUUUGCCAAGGAGAAUGCGGUAUUGCACGAAGAAGACCUAAAAGAAUAAUCGGUGGACAAGACGCAGCAAUAGGAGAGUGGCCCUGGAUGGCUGUGCUAUAUCACACGAGAAAUCGCGUGCAUUUCUGUGGAGGAGCUCUGAUAUCAACAAAUUGGGUUGUGACAGCUGCGACCUGUAUUAAUGUCUCACGUGUCAACGAAAGUACGCUAACGGUUUACCUCGGAAAACACGAUUUAGAUAUAGUUAAAAGUGGGAUUAAUGUGGACGAAAUUAUUGUGCAUCCUGAUUAUAAUCUAGCGUUUGAUGCAGAUAUUGCUCUUAUUCGAUUGACAGAACAUGUUGUUUUCACAGAAAAGAUCAAGCCAGUGUGCCUGCCAUCAGUUGAAAAAGCUGAACAGUUGCUUCAACCAAACACAUAUGGUACUGUGUUAGGAUGGGGUGACACUGGGGAACAGAGACAAUUCGACACACGUAAUAUACUACAGGAG
Molecule: messenger RNA, 777 nt
Organism: Saccoglossus kowalevskii
Lineage: Eukaryota; Metazoa; Hemichordata; Enteropneusta; Harrimaniidae
Product: serine protease 48-like
Biological process (GO): proteolysis
Molecular function (GO): serine-type endopeptidase activity
Source: RefSeq, a predicted model, not a curated record